AUGCCCUCGAAACAUCAAGCAAUCGAUGAAUCUAUGAUUAAGUUCAAGGGACGUAGCAGUUUACGUCAGUAUAUGCCAAUGAAGCCCAUAAAGCGCGGAUAUAAGGUGUGGAUUCGAGCCAAUGAGUCUGCAUACAUAUCCGAAUUUCAAAUCUACACCGGAAGAUCGUCGGAUUCUGUGGAGCUUAAUCUCGGUGCUCGUGUUGUCAAAGACCUGACUCAAAAAUUAAUAGGAAAAGGGCACCAUGUGUUUUUUGACAACUUUUUCAAUUCCGUCCAGCUUCAAAAAGAUUUGAAAAACCAAACCAUUUAUUCUUGCGGAACUGUACGAGCCAAUAGAAAAAAUCUGCCAACUGACCUUCUUAAUGAUAAGUGUUUGACAAAAGGAAAUUCCGACUGGCGGGUCAGCAGAGACGGAAUGGCGUUCGUAAAGUGGAAGGAUACGAAAGCUGUGCAUAUCUUAGGAAACUUUUUGGACCCUUCCAAAAAUACAACCACCAUGCGUAAGCAAAAAGAUGGUACUUCGUUAUCCAUCAAUUGCCCAGAAAUGAUAGCAGUAUACAACAAAAACAUGGGAUUCGUUGAUAAAGCCGAUAUGUUGAAGUCAUGCUAUGAUAUCGAUCGGAAAUCGAAAAAAUGUUGGCAUCGUAUUUUCUGGCAUUUCCUUGAUGUUUCUGUUGUGAACUCAUUUAUUAUUUUCAAAGAAAGUUCAGUUGAGAAUGAUAAGUUAUUGACAUUGAAAGAGUUCCGAAUCGCAGUAGCAAAUGGAUUUGUAGGAGCUCAUACACACAAAACCCGCAGAGCGGGCCGCUUAUCAGAAUGUUCAAAUACAAACCACUUCAAACUAAAUGUUCCUUUCGAGGUCUUGAUUGACGCAGAAAGCUCCAUGUUCGAUAAGGUCAAGUGCACAGCGGAAGUAAAGCUGAACGUCAUCAGUAUACAAGCGAUAGCUCCAAUUAACUAA
Eupeodes corollae is the source of this 963-nucleotide messenger RNA. Its product is annotated as piggyBac transposable element-derived protein 4-like. The record is from RefSeq and is a predicted model, not a curated record. The transcript is spliced from 2 exons. Bases 1 to 963 code for a protein of 320 amino acids. Lineage: Eukaryota; Metazoa; Arthropoda; Insecta; Diptera; Syrphidae.